CCCUUAUUUUUCUAUCAACGACAACUCAUCUCUGUCUCAUCUCCUUCGUUCACCAAUCUUUCUUUCAAAAUCUCGUAUCUAAUACACGUUGAUCUUCAUAGUUCCAUCAUUUUCUCUGAUUAACGGAAUUGAUGCACUUGCUGUAAAGCGGAUAUGAAACGGCGUAGAAAGGGUGGCAGAGGCGGUGGUGGUAGGAGUAGAAUUGCGAAGGAAGAUGAGGGUGAAAUUGCGGAUAUUUUGCUCAAUCUACCGGAUGUAGUUGAGCAAUCGGAGUUGAUAAGUAAAUCCACUUUUACCUGGGAUCGGAAGAAGAAAAGAUCUGUGUUUGCUUCGACAUCGAACGCGUCACCGGAGGAAGUAAGGGCAGCGGAAGAUGAUGAUGAAGGGCCUUCAACGACGCUUUGUUUAUUACGCAGUGGUACCGGAAACGACGGGGCUGCUGAGAGCCCUAAACAACAGUCAUCUUCGAAGAAAUUAUCAAAGAGAAAGGCAACAGAUGAUUUGAUUCAGAGAUACAAUGAAAUGCAAAAAGAAAUCAUGGCAAGGAGGAAAAUAGAAGCCAUGGAUAGCAGAAAAAUAAGAACGAUGAAACGUCAGAAAAUAAGAGCCACGGAUACCCUACAUGAAAAACGUAGAGCUCAAAAUCUGCAGUUAGAAGCAAAAAGACUGGAGUUGAAAGCAAAAAAACCAGCUAAAAAUCUGGGGUUGGAUGCAAAAAUACUGGAGGUGAAAGCAAAAAGGCAAAAGAUAGAAAAGAGAAAAAUGGAUGCCCCUCCACCACCACCACCUCCACCACCACCCCCACCACCAUCCCCACCAGCAAAAAGGCGGGAGUUGAAAGCAAAAAAACGAGGUCAAAGUCUAGGGUUGGAUGCAAAAAUACUGGAAGUGAAAGCAAAAAGACAGGAGAUAGAAAAGAGAAAAGUGGAUGCCCCUCCACCUCCACCACCACCACCACCACCAUCCCCACCAGCAAAAAGAGUGGACUUGAAAGCAAAAAAACGAGCUCAGAAUCUGGGAUUGGAUGCAAAAAUACUGGAGAUAGAGAAGAGAAAAAUGGAUGCCCCUCCACCACCACCACCACCCCCACCACCAUCUCCACCAGCAAAAAGACUAGAGUUGAAAGCAAACAAACGCCGUCAAAAUUUGGGGUUAGAUGCAAAAAUAUUGGAGGUGAAAGCAAAAAGACAAGAGAUAGAAAAGAGAAAAAUGGAUGCACCUCCACCUCCACCUCCACCACCACCACCUCCACCACCACCACCAGCAGCAAAAGGACUGGAGUUGAAAGCAAAAAAAAGAGGUCAAAGUCUGGGGUUGGAUGCAAAAAUACUUGAAGUGAAAGCAAAAAGACAAGAGAUAGAAAAGAGAAAGAUGGAUGCCCCUCCACCACCACCACCCCCUCCACCACCAUCCCCACCAACAAAAAAACAGGAGUUGAAAGCAAAAGCAAAAAGACAAGAGGUCCUUCCACCACCACCACCACCCCGACGACCACCACGUCCACCACCACCACCACCUACGCGACCACCACCACCACCACCACCACAACAACAACAAUCACAACAGCAUUUUCAAAAAUUUUGGGUAAAUCCCAACAAUGGCAAAGUGGUGGCAAUCACUUGCUCCAGUAAUGGUAACAUUGUUGGAAGACCUGGUUCUGCUAAUGUGGUUGAUCCACUUGUCCAUGUUCACUAUGUAAAAACUCGUGAUCAACAACAUAUUACCAGUCCUGCCCUUCCACCACCACCACCACCAUCAUCCGUGGCAGGUUCCAAGAAAAGCAAAAUGGUGGCGGUGACCUCGUCCACUAUCAGUAACCUUGGUGGUAAUGGUAGAUCAAGUUUUGUGAAUAUGGUUGAUCCACGUGGCAAGAUUCAUUUUGUAAAAGUCAAUCGCUAUCAUCAACAAAUUACCAACUCUGCCCCUCCACCACCACAACAACAAUUACAGCAGCCUUGUCAACACACUACACUAGAUCCCAACAAUGGCAAACUGGUGGCAGUGACUCACUCCAGUAACAGCGGUGGUGUUGGUGUUGGUGAUCCAGCUGGCAACAUUAAUUCUGUUAAAACAAAUCGUUAUCGACUACAAUAUCAUCGGAAAAGAUUCAAGUUUGCCCCUCCACCACCACCACCACCACCAGUAGAUCCCAACAAUGACAAAGUGGAGUCACCGACUUGUGCGUGUAACAGAAAUACCAGCUCUGCCCCUCCACGGCCGCCGCCACCACCACCACAAUCUAGUGAACAGCCCAACUAUUUAUGGUACAUCCCAAACUGGUACGCCCCGGUAGAGGCGAGGCCUUGGUCUGCCCCUCCACCACCACCAACACCAUUGCCACCGCCAGUACAGAAGAAUCGUAAACAAUCUAUGCUGCAUCCCAACAAAGGCAAAGGUGAAGUGGUGCAACUGACUAACAAAAUUACAAGGCCUGCCCCUCCACCAACACUAGUGCCACUACCAUGGCUAGAACCAGAAAAGAAGAAACGUAAACAAUCUAUGCUGCAUCCCAACAAAGGUAAAGGCAAAGGCAAAGUGGUGCAACUGACUCGCUCCAAUAAAAAAAUUACAAGGCCUGCCUCUCCACCACCACAACCACCAACAGUAGUGCCACUGCCAUGGCUAGAACCAGAAAAGAAGAAUCCACCAGCACCACCACCAUCAAAAUCUGUACCCCCACCACCGCCACCAUCAUUGUCACCCCAGCCACCACCACAACUACAACCAUCACUACAGCCAUCACAGCAGCACUGUCAAAAAUCUAUGGUACAACCCAAACAAAGAUAUAGGAGAAUUAUUCCCAAGCCGCCCUAUCCACCACCACCACCACCACCACCACCAACAUCACAGCAGCACAGUCAAAAAUCUAUGGUAGAACCCAAAAAAGGAAAAGUGUUCACUCGCACCAGUAGGAGAAUUACCAUGUUGAAAUUUUUACCCCACCACGGCCCUCCACCACCACCAUCAACAUCAAAAUCUUUACCCCCAAACCAAGCACAAGCACCACCACCAUCGAAAUCUUUACCCCCACACCCAACACCACCACCACCAUCACCUCCACCAGCAACACCACCACCACCACCUCCACCAGCAACACCAGCAGCACCAUCAUCACCUCCACCAGCAGUAGCAGCACCAUCAUCACCUCCACCAGCAGCAGAAGCACCAUCAUCAUCUCAGCAGCAUUGUGAAAAGUCUGUGGCAGAUCCCAACAAAGGGAAUGUAGUGGGAGUGAGUUCCUCCAAUCAGUUGGAUCCACCUGGCAAAACUCAUGACAACCACAUUUGGUCUCAUGAUCCGAUCCUCAGAAGAGCAGCAGCAGCAGAUGCCAGAAGGUAUCGGAUUAUGAAGUUGAAAGAGAAAAACAAAGACAACAACAACAACAUCAACAACAUCUCCUACUUUUUCCAUAAUGAUCCAAAUCUCAGAAGAUCAGCAGCAGCACGUGCUAGAAGCUAUCGCCUUAUGAAGUUGAAACAGAAAAACAAGGACAACAACAACAACAGUUCCUCCUCCUCUUUCCCUUCACUUAAUCACUCAAGACCCAAUGUGAAUGCAGCAGCACUUGCUAGAAGGUUUCGGAUUAUGAGGUUGAAACAGAAAAACAAGGACAAGAACAACUCCUCCUCCUCUUUCCCUAACAAUCCAACACCCAAUGUGGAUAUUCAUCUAACCCCCAUUAACCCAGCAGCACUUGCUAGAAAGAUGAGGCUUUUAAGAUUGAAAGAGAAUGUCAAAAACAGGAACAAAAACAAAACUCCCCAACUUUAUGGCAAUGAGUUAGAACAGAGGUAUUUGAAUUCGUUCCGUGAUCAACAAUAUAUCGGUUCAAGUCAGAUGAGGAAGGGCCAUUGAGGAGACAUUUCCUCAUUAGCUCAAUAUUUUUACUUUUUUAGCAUAGCAGGCUAGGCUACGCUUGUAUAUAUAGAUAAUCCAUGGAUACAUGUACCUCAUUUGGUUAAGCUCAUAUGCAAAAUAUACUGGUCUUUCAUUUAUAUAACAUCAUCUAUAGUGGCUA
Messenger RNA from Lactuca saligna, 4018 nucleotides. Lineage: Eukaryota; Viridiplantae; Streptophyta; Magnoliopsida; Asterales; Asteraceae. The record is from the annotation of a GenBank genome assembly.